Messenger RNA from Phymastichus coffea, 3791 nucleotides. RefSeq names its product glutamyl aminopeptidase-like. Gene Ontology annotation, cellular component: cytoplasm. Gene Ontology annotation, biological process: peptide catabolic process; proteolysis. NCBI's taxonomy places the organism in Eukaryota, Metazoa, Arthropoda, Insecta, Hymenoptera, Eulophidae. Bases 22 to 3681 code for a protein of 1219 amino acids. Gene Ontology annotation, molecular function: metalloaminopeptidase activity; oxidoreductase activity, acting on paired donors, with oxidation of a pair of donors resulting in the reduction of molecular oxygen to two molecules of water; zinc ion binding. The record is from RefSeq and is a predicted model, not a curated record. The transcript has 19 exons.
UCGAUUCAUGCCGUGCAGAGGAUGUCUUUUCCAGAAUCGAAUACCAGAGGAAACAUAAAAGUUUUCAGCGUUAACGCCAUGGCACCAAAUCUGUUUGGCAAUUCGGCGACGCUGUUUCUGGAGGCAACGCAGCAAGCAGCCAAGAAAAAAUCCGCGGACAAGGUUGACACUUACACCAAGUCCAAACAAGCCGACACCAGCAAAUACAAAUGGCAAAUCGUGUGGAGAAACGUCAUUGCGUUUAUUUACCUGCACGUCGGCGCUGUCUACGGCCUCUAUUUGUUCUUCACCAAAGCCAAGUUUCUUACUUUCCUCUGGACCAUCGGUCUGGCCGCGUCGUGCGCCGUGGGAAUCACAGCGGGAGCUCAUAGAUUGUGGUGUCACAGAUCGUAUAAGGCCAAAUGGCCACUGAGGAUCAUCUUGAUGCUUGCUCAAACCGUUGCCUUCCAGAACCAUUUGUUCGAGUGGGUGCGAGAUCAUCGCGUGCAUCACAAAUUCACCGACACGAACGCCGACCCACACAACGCCAAACGAGGAUUUUUCUUCUCGCACAUGGGCUGGCUGCUCGUUCGCAAGCAUCCCGAUGUCGCUUUGAAGGGCGCUAGCGUUGACAUGAGCGACCUCGAAGCAGAUCCGAUUGUCGUUUGGCAGCGAAGGCUUUACAUCAUUAUGAUGCCAAUAUUCGCCUUUUUUCUGCCUUCGUGGAUACCCUGCUACUUUUGGGGAGAGAACGGCAUGAACGCCUGGUACGCGACCUUGUUUAGAUACACGGCAUCGCUCCAUGCCACGUGGUUGGUCAACUCGGCCGCGCACGUCUACGGCACGAGACCUUACGACGACACGAUCAGCGCCACCGACAACAUCCGCGUAGCCUUGGGCGCUUUCGGCGAAGGCUGGCACAACUACCAUCACGUGUUCCCGUGGGACUACAAAGCAGCCGAGUUGGGCAACUACCGUGCCAAUUUCACCACGGCUUUCAUCGACUUCUGGGCGUGGGUGGGCUGGGCGUACGACUUGAAGACCGUGCCGCUCGAAAUGAUCGAGAGCAGAGCGGCGCGCACCGGCGACGGCACGCGAUGCAAGCAGAACUGGCAGGACGACGACCAUCACGAGGAUGCUAUCUGGGGGUGGGGCGACAAAGACAUGCACCACGAGGACGAACUAAACGUCAGCGCGGUCAAAUUGAAUUUACGUGAUCAUGACAAAUACUAUGAUGUCGAAAUAAAAAAAAGUUAUUCCAUUGAUAAAAAUGAAGUUUACAUCGUGGAACCAACAGAGGAAUUGAGGGUCGGCACCUACGACCUUCAAUUAUCAUUUUCUGGAUCAUUACAGGAUAAAAUCGUUGGAUUUUAUUCAAGUAAAUACAAAGAUGAAAUAAACGAAACGAGAACGAUUGCAACUUCGAAAUUUGAACCUACAUAUGCCAGGAGAUCUUUCCCAUGUUUUGAUGAACCAGGAUUAAAAGCAGAAUUUACAAUUAAGCUCGUUCAUCCCAGCAAUGAUGGUUAUGGCGCUUUGUCUAACAUGAACGUUAAGGCUAUCGACCCAAGUAGUCCAAAGCAAGGAUUGACUACAGUAACGUUCGCAAAAAGUGUACCAAUGUCGACGUACCUGGCUUGCUUCAUUGUCAGUGAUUUCGUGGCCAUGAAAAAAGAAGCUAAAGGACUUAAUGGACAAACUUUUCCCAUCAGUGUAUACACCACAAAAGCUCAGAAACAGAAAGGAUCGUUUGCCCUGGACGUUGGUGUUAAAGUUAUAGAGUUUUACGUGAAUUUAUUCAACAUUGAUUAUCCAUUACCAAAACUUGAUAUGGCUGCUAUCCCAGAUUUUGUUUCUGGUGCAAUGGAAAACUGGGGUUUAGUAACUUACAGAGAAUCUAGACUGCUGUAUGAUAAUUUAACUACGUCAACUUCAAAUAAAGAAGACAUCGCGUCAGUCGUGGGACAUGAGUUUGCUCACAUGUGGUUUGGAAAUUUAGUAACUAUGGCUUGGUGGAAUGAUCUGUGGUUAAAUGAAGGUUUUGCAACAUACAUGUCAUUCAAGAGUGUCAAUGCAAUAUUUCCAGAAUGGAAUUACAUGGACCAAUUUGCUAUUAAUGAACUUCACCGUGCUUUUGCUACUGAUGCAAAACUAAGCUCACAUCCUAUUGUACAGACUGUUAAUAAUCCUGAUGAAAUUACUGCGAUAUUCGACGUUAUUUCAUAUCAGAAGGGAGCAUCAGUUCUCAGAAUGUUAGAAAAUUUCGUUGGCACUGAUAUUUUUUACAAUUCAGUAACGAAAUACCUCAAAAAACAUGCUUACCAAAACGCUGAAACUAUGAGUCUGUUUGAAAUCAUCCAAGAAACAAUUGGAAGCAAAAUAAAUAUCGCUUCAAUCAUGGAUACAUGGACUAGACAAAUGGGCUUUCCAGUAGUUGACGUAACUAAACACAAGAAUAUGUACGUCUUAACACAAAAAAGAUUCUUAGCUAAAGCAAAUACUACAUUCGAUCCAUCAGAAUCACCAUAUGGCUACAAGUGGAUUAUUCCAAUUACGUUUACUACGAGUAAAAAUUCCGAACCCACGUUAAUAUGGUUCGAUAAAGAUGCAAAUAACUUGGUAAUCAACUUGGAUGAACCUGUCGACUGGAUUAAAUUCAAUCAUGAUCAGAUUGGCUAUUAUCGUGUGAAUUACGAAAGAUCUGAAUGGGAAAGUAUAUUGAAUGUUCUACGUUGGAGUCACAAGCGAUUUUCUACUCAAGACAGAACUCAUCUACUCGAGGACGCCUUCAGUUUAGCUUAUGCAGGGGAGCUUGAUUAUAUUAUAGCAAUGAAUAUGACACUUUAUCUAGGCAGCGAAAAAAAUUUCUCUCCUUGGUCUGUGGCGUCGGAUAAGCUCAAAGCUAUCGACACCCUCUUAUCAUCCACACCCACCUCAGCCAAAUUCCGGGAAUAUGUAAGAGAACUCGUUGACGGAACUUAUCACGACGUUACGUGGAAUGUUGAUCAGUCGGAAGAUCAUGAUAUAUUAAAUCUGAGGAACUAUGUGUUGGGAUUGGCAUGUUCAGUGGGUCACGUCGAGUGCUUGGAUGAAGCUGGCGUUAUAUUCAAGAGUUGGAUCAAUGACCAAAAGGACCGUCGUCCGCACCCAGACAUUCGGACUCUUGUAUAUUACUACGGAAUGAGUCACAUUGGAGGUGAAGCCGAAUGGGAUGUAAUGUUUCAAAGAUUCACCAAAGAAGGAAAUGCUGCAGAGAAAAAUAAGCUCAUGCUUGGAUUAGCAGGAGUUCGUUCUAAAUUCAUUUUAGAAAAAUAUAUCAAUUUAGCAAUGGAUGAGAACUAUGUACGUUCGCAAGAUGCCCUGAGCUGUCUACAAAGUAUUUCCAAUAAUCCCGAAGGAACGCACCUUGUAUGGGAUUGGGUUCGCAACAAUUGGGAAUUACUCGUCAAACGGUACACGUUGAAUGAUCGCUACUUAGGUCAAUUAAUACCAGGCAUCACUCGGAAAUUCGCAACGAAAAUCAAGCUCGAAGAGAUUCAAGCAUUCUUCGAGAAAUAUCCCGAGUCUGGCGCUGGCGCUACUUACAGGAAACAAGCUCUUGAAACCGUUGAGACUAAUAUUAAAUGGCUCGAAAGUAACGUUGCAGCAAUUGAUCGAUGGUUGGAUUCCAGGCCCGAGCCCAAGCAUGUGAGCAAAAAAUAAAGUACCUUUAAGUGCUUCUCUACGUCUUUUCGACCUUGCGAGCAGAUUGUAUUUACUUUUUAUAAACUUGUUUGAUGAAAAAAUGAUUGAUGAAUAAAUAUUGAUUAAUG